Pocillopora damicornis (cauliflower coral) is the source of this 585-nucleotide messenger RNA. Its product is annotated as transmembrane protein 14C. Gene Ontology annotation, biological process: regulation of heme biosynthetic process. Lineage: Eukaryota; Metazoa; Cnidaria; Anthozoa; Scleractinia; Pocilloporidae. Gene Ontology annotation, cellular component: mitochondrial membrane. The record is from RefSeq and is a predicted model, not a curated record.
UGGAAUUUAUUAAAACUGCAUUAUUGCCUCAUAGGGAGUGUACCAUCUUUAGCUGCUGGGCUGGCAUUUGGUGGCAUUUCUGCACUUGGUGCUUACCAGACCUCCUCAAAUCCAAGAAAUGUUUGGGUCAUGCUCGUGACAUCAGUGGUCCUGUCUGGAGUGAUGGGAUCAAGAUUUGCAAGAUCAGGAAAGUUCAUGCCAGCUGGGUUGGUGGCAACUUUGAGUGUUGCUCAAGCUGUGCGCAUGUCUUACCGUCUGAUGCAGAACUGAUAACAAGAUUCUAAACAGCUUUGUUUCCAACUCAGUGUCAUGCAUUAUCUACCCUGUAAUGUAGCUAGGUUUUGUUAGUGAUAUUCCAUAUUCAUCUAGACUGAAUAUUGAAAUGUAAAAUCAAGGUGCUGUAAUGUUAAAGACGUAUUCAUGCUACAUUAUUGCUGGUUUUUAACUAUCCAGUUUAGUAAGUCUUCUAUGUAAAAACCCUCCCCUUUCCUCUUUUAGACUCUGUUGUAUAUCAUGGAGAUGCAAAGGUGUAAGAAACACAAGAAUCUGUCAGCAUUUUUUUUCAAUAAAGGAAUGUUUACAGCA